GGGUCACUCAUUUGUUUAGGCAGUAGGGUGUUUCUGCUGGGGUCUGGAUUGGAGUUACACAGACCGGACCCUACGUGUAUGAUUGAGGACAAAACAGGAUUCCCCUUGUCUCAAAGAGUCUACAUGUCUAAUAUUUAGACAUGUUCAGCUUUGUGGAUAUCCGGUUAGGGCUGCUGCUGGCCGCGGCGGUCCUCGUGGUGAGAGGACAAGGAGAGGAUGAUAUCUCAUUCGGUAGCUGUACAUUGGACGGUCAGAAUUACAACGACAAGGAUGUAUGGAAACCUGAGCCCUGCCAGAUCUGCGUCUGCGACAGCGGGACAGUCAUGUGCGACGAUGUGAUCUGCGAGGAUACAUCAGGCUGUGACAAUCCAGAGAUUCCCGAAGGAGAAUGCUGCCCCAUCUGCCCCGACGAUGGAGACAUUGUGACUGAAGGUCCUGUGGGUCCUGUUGGUCCAGUUGGAGAUCCAGGUCCUCCAGGGGCUCCUGGCAGAGACGGUAUUCCUGGAGAGAACGGACUCCCUGGACCUCCUGGUCCUCCUGGAACCCCUGGCCUUGGCGGCGGAUCUUUCCUCUCCCAGAUGGCUUACGGCAGUGAGAAAUCCAGCGGCCCCCCUGUCCCCGGACCCCCAGGCCCCCCGGGUCCCCGUGGCCCCCCUGGAAUUUCAGGUUCACCUGGCCCCGCGGGAUUCCCUGGACCCCCAGGUGAGCCUGGAGAGCCUGGUUCUCCUGGCCCGAUGGGUUCUCGCGGUCCCCCUGGUCCUUCUGGAAAGAAUGGAGAGGAUGGUGAAGCAGGCAAAGCCGGGCGUCCUGGAGAGCGCGGAGCCGCCGGGCCCCAGGGUGCUCGUGGAUUUCCAGGAACCCCUGGACUCCCCGGCAUCAAGGGACACAGAGGUUUCUCUGGUCUAGAUGGAGCUAAGGGAGACACUGGACCUGCUGGACCUAAGGGAGAGCCCGGUGUUCAUGGUGAGAGCGGUAUUGCAGGAGUCAUGGGUGCUCGUGGUUUGCCCGGUGAGAGAGGUCGGCCUGGUGCUCCCGGCCCUUCUGGUGCACGCGGUAAUGAUGGAAACACUGGUGCUGCUGGACCUCCCGGACCCACUGGCCCUGCUGGUCCUCCUGGAUUCCCUGGUGGUGCUGGUGCUAAGGGAGAAAGCGGCCCUGCUGGAGGUCGUGGUUCAGAAGGACCCCAAGGAGCCCGUGGAGAGCCGGGUAACCCUGGACCUGCUGGUGCUGCUGGUCCUGCUGGAGCUCCUGGUGCUGAUGGUGGUCCUGGUGGCAAAGGAUCUCCUGGUGCUGCUGGUAUUGCUGGCGCUCCUGGUUUCCCAGGAUCCCGUGGACCUGCUGGACCCCCUGGCCCCUCUGGUGCUCCUGGCCCCAAGGGAAACAAUGGUGAUCCAGGACCCCAAGGCUCUAAGGGAGAUGGCGGUCCUAAGGGAGAACCCGGCCCAGUUGGACCCCAGGGUCUGGCCGGACCUGCUGGUGAAGAAGGAAAGCGAGGAGCUCGUGGUGAGCCUGGUGGCGCUGGACCUGUCGGACCCCCCGGAGGCCGUGGUGCCCCUGGCAAUCGUGGUCUUCCUGGUAGUGAUGGAGCUCCUGGACCCGGGGGGGCCCCUGGAGAGCGUGGAGCCAAUGGACCGAUGGGACCUCAAGGAGCCAGCGGAGAGUCUGGUCGCCCAGGAGAGCCAGGAUUGCCUGGAUCCAAGGGUAUGACUGGUGCCCCUGGAAGCCCUGGACCUGAUGGCAAAGCUGGACCCUCUGGUGCAUCUGGACAAGACGGCCGUCCUGGACCCCCUGGACCUGCUGGAUCUCGUGGUGCUCCUGGUGUGAAGGGAGAGCCUGGUGCUAUUGGACCUCCAGGAGUGACUGGUGCUCGUGGAGCCCCUGGAGAGCGUGGAGAGCAUGGUCCUCCUGGACCUGCUGGUUUUGCUGGACCUCCUGGUGCCAACGGACAGCCUGGUGCUAAGGGACAGACCGGUGACUCUGGACCCAAGGGUGAUGCUGGAGCUCCUGGACCCACUGGACCCGUCGGAGCCGCUGGCCCACAGGGACCUGCUGGUGCUACUGGAGCUAAGGGUGCUCGUGGUGGUGCUGGACCUCCUGGUGCUACUGGUUUCCCUGGUGCUGCCGGUCGAGUCGGACCUCCAGGUCCUCCUGGUGCUGCUGGACCCCCAGGCCCAACCGGUGGUGUUGGUAAAGAAGGACAGAGAGGAGCCCGUGGUGAGCGAGGCCCCGCAGGUCGCCCUGGAGAGGCCGGGGCCUCUGGACCCCCAGGACCCUCCGGAGAGAAGGGUAGCGUUGGCCCCGAUGGCCCUGCUGGCGCCCCUGGUUCUCCAGGACCUCCUGGUUUUAUUGGAACUCGUGGUAUUGUCGGUGCUCCUGGACUAAGAGGAGAGAGAGGACCUGGUGGUCUCGCCGGACCUUCUGGAGAGCCAGGUAAGCAGGGACCCGUGGGGCCCUUAGGAGAGCGGGGGCUUCCUGGACCCAUGGGUCCUCCUGGACUGGGUGGAGCUCCUGGUGAAGCUGGUCGUGAGGGUAACCCUGGACAUGAUGGUGCUCCUGGCCGUGACGGUCCUCCUGGACCAAAGGGAGACCGCGGUGAGUCUGGCAACUCCGGCCCUCCUGGGGCCCCUGGUGCUCCUGGAGCUCCUGGCCACAUGGGUCCAUCGGGCAAGAAUGGAGAUCGUGGAGAGGCUGGUCCCGCUGGUCCUGCCGGUCCUGCCGGUCCUGCUGGUGUUCGUGGUGCUCAAGGUCCAGCUGGUGCUCGAGGAGAUAAGGGUGAGGCUGGAGAGGCUGGAGAGCGAGGCAUGAAGGGACACCGCGGCUUCACUGGAAUGGCUGGAGUUCCUGGACCUCCUGGAUCCCCUGGUGACCAAGGACCCGCCGGACCAUCUGGCCCCGCUGGACCUCGUGGACCUUCUGGCUCCAACGGCAUGCCUGGUAAGGAGGGUAUGAAUGGUUUGCCUGGACCUGUUGGACCUCCUGGACCCCGAGGUCGCUCUGGAGAAAUGGGACCUGCUGGUGCUCCUGGUCUUCCCGGACCCCCAGGACCUCCUGGCCCCCCAGGCAUCGGCGAGCAGUUCCACCACAUGCCUCAGGUAGAGAAGGGUCCAGAUCCUCUGCGUGGAGGCUACAGAGCCGACGACGCCAGCGUUCGUGACCGCGACACUGAGGUGGACACCAACCUAAAAUCUCUGAGCCAGAAGAUCGAGAAAAUCCGCAGCCCCGAGGGAACCCAGGCCAACCCUGUCCGCAUGUGCCGCGACGUGAGGAUGAGCCAUCCAGACUGGAAGAGCGGUUCCUACUGGGUGGAUCCCAACCAGGGCUCUCCUCUGGAUGCCAUCAAAGUCUUCUGCAACAUGGAGACUGGGGAGACCUGCCUCAGCCCAUCUCAGAACACCAUUCCCAUGAAGAACUGGUACACCAGCAAGAACAUCAGAGAGAAGAAGCACGUUUGGUUUGGAGAGUCCAUGCCCAAUGGCUUCCAGUUCCAGUACGGCAGCGAGGGCUCUGAUCCAGAGGAUGUUAACAUCCAGCUGACCUUCAUGCGUCUGAUGUCCAACGAGGCUUCUCAGAACAUCACCUACCACUGCAAGAACAGCAUCGCCUACAUGGACCAGACCACAGGCAACCUGAAGAAGGCUCUGCUGCUGCAGGGCUCCAACGACAUCGAGAUCAGAGCGGAGGGCAACAGCCGCUUCACAUACAGAGUCAGCGAGGACGGCUGCACGUCACACACUGGCACAUGGGGCAAGACAGUCAUUGACUACAAGACAACGAAAACAUCUCGUCUGCCAAUCAUUGAUAUCGCUCCUAUGGACAUUGGUGCUCCUGAUCAGGAAUUCGGCGUAGAAGUCGGCCCAGUCUGCUUCUUGUAAAAAGAAAAAUGUGGACAUAACUUUGCUGUUUUUUUUACUAGCAGUCAUCUUCAAAUCUUUUCCUGUUCAUAAAAAAAAAAAGUCUGAACUCUUAUUCGGCUGCAAUCGGUCCAUGUGCUUAACCCUGAACCCCUGAGGACGGUGCGAUUCCCAUCUCGAGAAGAAAAAAAUAAUUCUUAAACCCAAAUUGAGGACCCCUGCAUCGCGAUCAUGGACACUUAGCGAGAAUCCUUUGCAUCAGCUGACAACAAGAAGAUAAUAUAUACUUGUAAAACGCCCCGCCCCCUGGAGUCCAGUCAAAAAUGACCACCUGGUGACUUUUUGUGCCGUGUUUUUUUUUUUUUUUUUUGACCACUGCAAAAGGACAAUGAGAAACAAGCAAAUGCUAAUGUACCAUUCUCUGGUGUUGAAUAAACAUGACAAACGACAGCCGAGUGUCUUGUUCCUUCUAAGUGAGAAAACUCACUAAACCUCACAGUUAGCUCAAUGGUGCAACGUCAUCUUGAUAUAAAGGCUACCUCAGGACAAAAACAGAUGCUGGGGGGAAAACAAAGGCUUUUUUUUUAAAUUCAAGCCAAGUAAGAGAUUAGUAACAGGUAUGAAAAGGUGCUACUUGCUCUCCAGGUCCUGUCUGCGGUGUGUUUGGUGCUGUCACGCGCAGGCCGUUUGGUGCUAACUGUCAACAGAAUGUCAAUGUGAUGCAUUUAUCAAAGUGUCAGCAGACGAGGAGAAUAAAACGGCUGGUUACUGUAGAUUUGCACUUAACCCUGUAUGGCUUAAGCGGAUGGACUGAUUGCCAGUUCGUCUCGUUUCCGUUCCCCCUUCCUGAGAAGUCUUCUAUUUGUCUGUACAUGCCGCUCCCUCCGUUUCCAGAUUUUAUUUCUACUUUCAAAAUGCACAUCUUUUCUCUUUUUGUUUUCGUUUGUUUGAUUUGUUUUCAGUGAAAGGUUUCUCAAGGCGGCACAAAGGAAAAGCCACAGAAGCGAAACAGAUCUUCAGACGGUUCCAACAGAGGAUCUGUGCUUAUUUUGUACAUGUAUAGUAUUUUGAGAUGUUUUUAAUUAUUUUGGAUGUUGAAAUAAAGCAUGUUUAUGUGGUCAACUGGACGCUGGAUAUGUUAUCUUCUUGCCGUGGCCUUGAUGCCUUUCUCUAAGCAUGAAUUAAACAAACCACAAUGCUUUCACUCAA
Molecule: messenger RNA, 5060 nt
Organism: Cyprinus carpio (common carp)
Lineage: Eukaryota; Metazoa; Chordata; Actinopteri; Cypriniformes; Cyprinidae
Product: collagen alpha-1(I) chain
Exons: 43
Coding region: 141-3872 (1243 amino acids)
Molecular function (GO): protein binding; extracellular matrix structural constituent
Source: RefSeq, a predicted model, not a curated record